Apis florea (little honeybee) is the source of this 799-nucleotide messenger RNA. RefSeq lists its product as uncharacterized. Gene Ontology annotation, cellular component: nucleus; cytoplasm. Lineage: Eukaryota; Metazoa; Arthropoda; Insecta; Hymenoptera; Apidae. The record is from RefSeq and is a predicted model, not a curated record.
UUACAAUAUUAUAUUUAUUUCUAUAUAAAUAUAAUAAUAUAUUAAUAAAAAAAUCUUUUCCUCGAGUUGAUAAUAUUUGCUUUGAUCAGCGCUCUCUAUUUCGUGUAGCAGAAAAUGUUCUAUACGACUUAUUCUAAGUUGUACACUAACCUAUAGACGACAUGGCAAAGGAACUACACAAAUGUUUGAUAAAUUAUUUCUCACAGUUAGAGAAAGUAAGUUGUAAAUGGAAUCAAUUGUUUGAAGAAGCCAAACGGCCUCUACACGGAUUAAAGAAUCAAUCAGAACAACUUCGACUCGUCAUAAGCAAUGAAGUCGAUGAUGCAGAACUCUGUAAAAUAGAUGAACUACGUGAAAGAUUGAUUUUUAAAAUUCUUAUGGGAAUCGACAGCGAACUUGAACUGCUCUUAGAUAUUUUGACACGAUUUAAUAACAUUAAUCAAGAUCUAAAAAAUCGUUUAAAUAAUUUGGAAGAAACAAGAAGCAAAAUUUCAUUAGAUGAAGAAACGAUGAAAGAAUUAAUCAAUGGUACACCUUAUAGACCAAGAUUAAAUUUACUUUUACAAUGGGCUAUCGAAGCUUUUAAUUACUACCACGAAUUAUAUUUGUUGAUCAAUAAGAACAUAAAACAAUUCAAUUAUAAAGACGAGGAAACGAUAGAAAAUUUAACAAAGUCUUUUGUCGAGGAUCGGUUUAAAAAACCGCGGAUCGAACGAAUACUCUAUUUCACACAAUUUCUAAUAAAAGAAUCCGUUCAUUAAGAGUUUUUUUUUUUUUUUUCUACAUUUCAAUUCAUAAA